Molecule: messenger RNA, 3802 nt
Organism: Harpegnathos saltator (Jerdon's jumping ant)
Lineage: Eukaryota; Metazoa; Arthropoda; Insecta; Hymenoptera; Formicidae
Product: lysosomal alpha-glucosidase
Exons: 19
Coding region: 562-3570 (1002 amino acids)
Biological process (GO): carbohydrate metabolic process
Molecular function (GO): carbohydrate binding; alpha-1,4-glucosidase activity
Source: RefSeq, a predicted model, not a curated record
AGCUUAUUGCACCAAUUCAACGGUGCAGCUACAAAGAACAGGCCAAAUGAUAGCGUUAUCGUGAUAAUGAAAAUGAGUCUUUUGUUCGCCUCUGCCAGCUUUCGUGGCGAUUGGAUGUAGUUCCUGUAAUUACGUAUAUUUUUGAUCUUGGGGACUUGGGUACGCGUUGUCUCUGUUUCUCUUUUAUUUCCUAAAUCGUUGUGAUUGGCGUAGGAGGGGUGUAAUAACUCUGCUCAGAGUCAUAUAUUGAAUGAAUGAAUAAAUGAAUAAUGAGAAUGAGUGCGAAUGAUGAUUCAAGUGAAUAUUUGUCUGAAGAUAAUUCGUUAACGUAAGUAUCGAAAUUGAGAGACCGUGUUGUAAACAGAAGAAUUUUGUGUCGACUUUUGCAGAGGUAUCGUUGAACAUAGAGAUAUAGUCAGUUGAGGAUUAUUUGCAACAGUAUAUUAAUACACUUUAAUCUAUAAUUGAAAAAAAUAAUAUAAGUAAUAGCAAGCAGAUAUAGUAUUUAUGGAAAAUCAAUAUAUCUUAAUAAAACAGUAUUGAAACAGUCUUAAAAAAAAUAUGACAAAAAUUGAUAAUAGCUUAAAUAUGGAAAUAAGUGAAACUUACAAGUCAUUGGCGAACCAAAAUCAUAUUCAAGAAAGAUUGAAUAGCUUCAAUAAACGUACUUAUAUGAAAUGCAGAAUAGUAUGGUUCAGCCUUGGUUGUUCCAUUAUGGUUGUUUCCUUAUUGAUGCUCUUAAAUACAUUGAUAGUCACUACUCAGAAUUAUGAAAGCAUAGAAAUGCAGCUAAUGAUUGAUGUGAAUAAUGAUACUAUUGAAGAAACAAAAUAUCAGCAUAUAUCUGUGGAUACUUCAGAUACAUAUAUUGAUCAGCAAGAUUAUAAUUAUAUAAUGUAUAAAAAGAUAAGCCUAAAAGAAAUAAACAACUUAUAUGAGAAAAAUACAGCCCCUGAUCAGUGCAGCAAUAUUCCUGAAGUACUACGUUUUGAUUGCUAUCCAGAGGAUGGAGCAUCGCAACUUUCUUGCACAAAUAGAGGAUGUUGUUGGAAACCUCUUGAAAAAGGGACAGUAUCACGUAUAUUGAAUGUCCCAUAUUGUUACUAUCCACAAAAUUGGGACUUGUAUAAAUAUAUUAAUUAUAGUCGAGAUGAUAGUGAUUUUUCAGGCUUUCUUAAACAAGAAAGAAAAUCUGCAUAUAAGAAUGAUGUACCUCUUGCGAAAAUAGAAGCUAUAAAUAUAGAUAGUUCAACUUUACGUGUGAAGAUAUAUGAUCCUUUAAACGCGCGAUAUGAACCACCAUGGCCAGUUAAGUUAGAUACAAAAUCUGUCUUAUCUGAGAUUGCCAACAAAAUGUAUCAUUUUAAAAAUGAUGAAGUGAGACCUGGUUUUAAAAUUGAUAGAAUUAGUGAUGGUACAACAUUAUUCAAUUCUAUUGGCAUCGGAGGUUUCAUCUUUGCCGAUCAGUUUUUACAAAUAAGUUCGUUACUUCCUACAAGCAACAUCUAUGGCAUUGGUGAUCAUAGGUCAAGCUUAAAGUUAGAUACGAAAUGGCAAUCGUUUACUUUAUUCAAUAAAGAUCAACCACCAGCAGAAAAUGCAAAUUUGUACGGAUCUCAUCCGUUUUAUAUUGUUAUUGAGGAUUCUGGUAUGGCUCAUGGAGUUUUAUUUUUAAAUAGUAAUGCCAUGGAUGUAAUAUUGCAGCCAACACCAGCUAUAACGUUUAGAACAAUCGGUGGUAUUUUUGAUAUUUAUUUCUUUUUGGGGCCUACCGCAGCAGACGUUGUGAGACAAUAUUCUGAAAUCGUAGGCAAACCGUUUAUGCCACCUUAUUGGUCGCUUGGUUUUCAUUUAUGCAGAUAUGGAUAUGGAAACUUAGAGAAAACCAAAACAGUAUGGAACAGAACGAGAGCUGCUGGAAUUCCAUUUGACACUCAGUGGAACGAUUUGGAUUAUAUGGAUAAAAACAACGAUUUCACAUAUGACAAGAAUACGUUCAAGGACUUGCCAAAAUUCGUAGAAGAGCUUCAUUCGAUUGGAAUGCAUUAUAUCCCUUUAAUCGAUGCCGGUAUAUCCGCUUUCGAUAAUAACGGUUCUUAUCUUCCAUAUGUCGAGGGAAUAAAACAGGAUAUAUUCGUAAAAGAUGGUGUUUCGAACGAGCCUUUCGUCGGCAAAGUCUGGAAUCUUGUUUCUACGGUGUGGCCCGACUUCACAAACCCGAAAACAACUAACUACUAUGCAAAAAUGAUGAGCAAUAUGCACAAUAGUUUUGCGUAUGAUGGCGCAUGGAUUGAUAUGAACGAACCAUCUAACUUCUACAACGGUCACAAAAAUGGCUGUUUACACACUAAUCUGGAUUAUCCUGAAUACGUACCCAACGUCGUCGGUGGUUUGCUCGCUACGAAGACUCUGUGUAUGAAUGCAAAACAUCACUUAGGCUCUCAUUACAAUCUUCAUAAUACUUACGGGAUAAGUCACGCAAUUGCUACGAAUUACGCUCUCAAAGAAAUCAGGAAGAAAAGACCAUUUGUAAUAUCGCGCUCGUCAUGGGUAGGACACGGUUAUUACGCCGGCCAAUGGACGGGCGACAUUUAUUCCUCAUGGCACGAUAUGAAGAUGAGCAUUCCAGCAAUCUUGUCGCAAAAUUUCUAUCAAAUCCCCAUGGUAGGCGCAGAUAUUUGUGGAUUCGACGGCAACACGACCGUUGCGUUAUGCAACCGCUGGGUGCAACUUGGCGCCUUCUAUCCGUUCUCUCGAAAUCACAAUUCCGAUAAUACGAUCGAACAGGAUCCGGUCGCCAUGGGCGACUUGGUUGUACAAUCCUCGAGGAAUGCUCUCAGGAUACGUUACCGGCUUUUACCGUAUUUGUACACGUUAUUCUUCAGAGCGCACAAGUUCGGCGACACGGUGGUGCGUCCGCUCUUCUUUGAGUUUACCUACGAUACGCAAACUUACGAUAUUGACACACAGUUCCUCUGGGGAAGGUCACUUAUGAUCAAUCCCGUCCUCGAAGAGAACCAAAGUAACUUGACUGUUUACGUACCACGCGGACUGUGGUACGAUUAUCACACUCUUGUAUCUUUCUUCUCCAUUGGGAAGCAUUUCACGUUGCCUGUGCUGCUUACUGAAAUACCAUUAUUGAUUCGCGGUGGUUCGAUACUUCCAGCGCAGAAACCAGGCGCGACGACGACCGAGAGCAGGAAGAAUAAUUUUGAAUUAUUAGUGGCUUUGAAUGAAGUCGGUUAUGCCGAAGGAGAACUCUACUGGGACGACGGUGAUAGCAUAGAUUCUGUAGAAAAGAACGAAUAUCUGUGGUUGAUGUUCAAUGCAUUCUCGAACAUGACGAAAUUAGUGAGCACGAGAAUGGAUAUCGGCACUUUUAACGACGAAGUAAUACUUGGCAGAGUUGAUAUUUUGGGCAUACAUUAUUCAGUCAGCGAGGUUUACCUAAACGACAGUCCUGUCAAAUUCGCAUACAAUAUCAACACGAAGAACUUGAGUAUCUUUGGUAUCCAAGUGGACAUGAAGCGACCAUUCGUAUUUACUUGGACCUACAUGCCGUUUUUUUAAAUGUCUCUUUGAGUCACGCCGCUUCAAGUUUUCAGUCGCGAUAUAUUCGUAAAAUAAAAACAAGAACAUUGCAAAAAUGAAACAACUGUGUGCUGUUUCAAUAAAUAGAACUACCGAACAAUGCAUAUACAAAAUGCGUAUACAAAACCAACAUCGACAUUUGUAGAAUUUUACGUGUGGGAUUAAAUGAGAGGGAAAUUUGAUAUUUCAUAAAUGCAAGGGAGCGAAUAAA